Molecule: messenger RNA, 1404 nt
Organism: Penicillium diatomitis
Lineage: Eukaryota; Fungi; Ascomycota; Eurotiomycetes; Eurotiales; Aspergillaceae
Product: CCCH zinc finger protein
Exons: 4
Coding region: 1-1404 (467 amino acids)
Molecular function (GO): metal ion binding
Source: RefSeq, a predicted model, not a curated record
AUGACGUCCUCGCCAUAUUUCGAGAGAUAUCGCCAGCUGAAGGCAGUAGAUCAGCAAAAGAACCAACUGAUUGAGGAUCUCCUUCAAAGAGUCAGUGACUUGGAAACGUCAUUCGCACAAGAAAAGCUGGAUCAUGAACGUGAAACACGAUUCAACCGGGAUAUUCAAGUACACGAAAUGGAGUUGAUGCAACAGAUAGCACAGAUCAAGAUUAUUAUGGACCGCGAACCUUUUGUUGUUGUGCUGCUUGACGGCGAGGGUAUGAUAUUCAAGGAUGAGUUCCUACAGGCCGGUGACAAGGGUGGCCGCUGUGCUGCAGACCAACUCUACGGGGCGAUCCAUUCAUACCUGAAAGCAAACCUUCCUAAUGUCAGUACACCGAAGAUCAUGAUGAAGAUCUACCUGGACGCAAAAGGCUUUGGGGAGUUGUGCGCGCGCAAUAGGGUCUUUGCAGAUCCUGCUGCUAUCUAUGACUUCAUUCGGGGAUUCAACGAGACAAUGUCUUGUUCCGAAAUUGUUGAUGUUGGGUCUGGAAAGAACAGCGCAUACAAUAAGAUUCAAGAAUCUUUUCAAGUCUUCCUUUAUAAUUGCCACUGCCACCAGAUAUUCGUCGGUUGUCCUUCAAAUACAGAAUAUGCACUCUUCCUUGAGGAUAUUUCGAGGGACAAUGAUCUCACUGGUCGUGUCUCACUUAUCGAAGGUGUCGCAUUUGAGAAGGAUCUAGACGAAGUGAAAGCAUCAUAUCGCAUCGCUCGAUUUCCGGACCUAUUUCGGUCUGAAAAGAUGGUGCCUGCCUGUGCUCCCACUCCUUGGAAACCAUCUCUCCCAACUCGGUCCAUACUCACCCCGUCUCCGUCGGCACAAUUCUCGAGCAUGGUCAAUGCCCCCGUGCUCUCUCGAACUUCCACUAAUACCAGCACGUCAGGAGUUCCACUAUCGGCCUCCACUCCAGUCCAGCAAGACAGUGCCUUUGAGUUUCAAAAGGUGGUACGAUCAAAACCGAGUAGCUCGGCUCCUCCUCCCAAGACAGUGGAGCGCAACAAAUAUGGGCAACGUGUGGAUAAACUCGAUUUCAAGAGCAUUCCUCGGGAUGACCUUAACCGCCUCAAGAAGCUCAAGUUGUGCAAUUAUUAUUUCCUGCUUGGUGAAUGUCCUAAUGACGACUAUUGUUAUCAUGACCAUGAUCGCAAAUUAACAAAGGAAGAGCUUCACAUCCUAACUGCAAUCGCUCGGAUGACUCCUUGCCGAUUUGGUCUGGAAUGUGAUGAUGCGGAGUGUAUCUAUGGCCAUCGAUGCCCUCAAAGCGAGCCCGGGAAGAAGACAUGUUUCCGUGGGGAUAGCUGCCGAUUCGAGCCCAUCGCCCAUGGAAUCGAUACCAACGUCGUCAAAGUGACCAAAAUCUGA